UGAUUUUUCAAAGAGGUCGUCUUUCAAAAGAAGGUGUGAAAAAAAAAUGAAUUUUCAUAAUGACAGGCGUUUAAAGCAUUUAUGAACAAAAUUAGGGAAGAAAAAGCAUGUUUUUAAACGUAGUAUUAAUGCAAGUUUAUCGUACUAGUCAUAAUAAUAAGUCAUAAGUAAAGUCAUUCCCAAUUCCCUCACCCUCCCCCAAGGCUUUUCCUAAUUUUAUCCUGAGUCAGCUCUUAAAAGAGACAGGAUAGAUAGCAAAAAGGGAGAUGCCAAAGUCUAGUAGCAUCUCCUCGAGCACUCCCUCCAAAGGCAUUGCAGCCAUUGUUGGGGUAGGCCUUAAACUGGGAAAAUCCAUAGCCCGCAAGUUUGCUCAUGAAGGCUACACAGUUGCUAUCCUCUCCCGAGAUUUAGGGAGUUUAUCGAAGAUUGCAGAAGAGAUAGCAAGGGAAGAAAAAGCUCAAGUGUUUGCAAUAAGAAUUGACUGCUCGGAUACACGAAGCAUAAGAGAAGCUUUUGAAGGAGUUCUGUCACUUGGGUUUGUGGAAGUAUUGGUAUAUAAUGCUGCGUAUCAACCCCUUCCUUUGCAUCCAACCAAUUUCACAGAAAUUCCGGUCAAUUCUUUCGAGAAAUCACUCGCUGUUUCAUCUGUUGGUGCCUUCCACUGUGCUCAGCAGGUUCUACCAGGUAUGGUAGAGAGAGGGAGAGGGACAAUACUGUUUACAGGCUGUUCAGCUUCACUUGGUGGCAUGUCUGGCUUCUCUGAAUUGUGUUGUGGGAAGUUUGCGUUAAGAGGACUAUCACAAUGUCUGGCAAGAGAGUUUCAGUCACAGGGAAUACAUGUUGCUCAUGUUAUUAUUGAUGGUCUGGUUGGAGCACCCAGGAUGCCAAGUAUAUUGCAAAGAACAACUACUGGGGAGCAGCCAAGUGGAGUAGGAGGAAGAGCAGCAGACGGAUUGAUGGACCCUGAUUCACUAGCACAGACUUACUGGCACUUGCAUCUGCAAGAUCGCUCAGCUUGGACGCAAGAGAUCGACCUUCGUCCCUCCACCACUUUUAGGUUUUUCUAGUUCCAAAUCCACUCCGCAACUAGCGUGUGUGAUUGUCUAUUCUUUAUAUCCUACAGCCUUAUUCUUAUUGGUGAGUAAAGGUUGAUGAUUCAUCAAGCAGCAAAAAUAGAAUAUGACUGUUUGUUUUGGUUUUACCAUUCAGUAACCAUGGAAUUCAAAGCAUAGUUUGGCAUUGUGUUGAUUGGAGGAAGCAGAAAAAAAAAUAGUAUUGAUCUUAGAUCUGCACAACACCAAAUCUUGAGUUGAAACCAUGGUGACGAGAAUGGAAGGGUGAUGUUGUAGCGAUUGAUUUUGAUUUUCAAAUUGUGUGUAUAUGAGUUGCUCUCUUCUGAGAAAUUUGUGAACUGUUCACGACUUCAUGCACAUAAUUGCAGUUUAGACAGUUCUCCACGCUUUUAUAUUAUUGAUUAUUGAUUAAAGAGUAAUUUCAUA
Messenger RNA from Amaranthus tricolor (Joseph's coat), 1499 nucleotides. RefSeq lists its product as uncharacterized. The coding region runs from base 267 to 1067 and encodes 266 amino acids. NCBI's taxonomy places the organism in Eukaryota, Viridiplantae, Streptophyta, Magnoliopsida, Caryophyllales, Amaranthaceae. The record is from RefSeq and is a predicted model, not a curated record. The transcript is spliced from 5 exons.